AUGAAAUCUGCAGUCAAGCGCCACCCCACCGCCGUGACGACGGGCGAGGUCAUCGUUCCUGUGCGAUUUGGCAUGAUCCCCAGCACACACUUGGGUGUCUUUGCCGAGGCCAGUGGGUACCCAUACUACCGCGAUUUUGCUCUGCACAGAGCUGACGGAGUUUGCGCUUCUUUCACUGGCAGUUGUGAAUCCGCAGAUUCCGGAGGAGGUUGGGCUCAUCAUGCCGCUCAUCUACUCGCCGCUGUUUCAAACGAGCGACGAACGACGCAGUACACCGUCUCCAUAUGGAGGUAUCUUCCGUUUUGCACGCGGAUCCGUCGCCCUCAUGUUUCUUGCCUCGAUGAUAGACCACUUGUCCAGCCAAGACCAAUCCAGCCAAGACCCACCUCCCUGGACCACCCGGUGGCGCACACCCCCCCCCCCCCCCCCGCCGAUCGCACCAACUUGA
Molecule: messenger RNA, 448 nt
Organism: Microbotryum saponariae
Lineage: Eukaryota; Fungi; Basidiomycota; Microbotryomycetes; Microbotryales; Microbotryaceae
Source: the annotation of a GenBank genome assembly